AUGUCAGAACUAACUCAUCCUACUAUUGUAGAUGGCUGGUUUAGAGAAAUCUCUGAUACCAUGUGGCCAGGCCAAGCCAUGACUUUGCGCGUGGAAAAAAUCUUGCACCAUGAGAAAUCCAAGUACCAGGAUGUUUUGGUUUUCAAGUCCACCGAUUACGGUAACGUUUUGGUGCUAGACAAUGUGAUCCAAGUCACGGAACGUGAUGAGUUCUCUUACCAAGAAAUGAUUGCACACUUGGCUUUAAACUCUCACCCAAACCCAAAGAAGGUUUUGGUCAUUGGAGGUGGUGACGGUGGUGUGUUGAGAGAAAUUGUCAAGCACGAAUCUGUCGAGGAAGCUUGGUUGUGUGACAUUGACGAGGCUGUUAUCAGAGUUUCCAAGGAAUACUUGCCUGAGAUGGCCAAGUCGUACUCUCAUCCAAAGGUCAAGACCCACAUUGGUGACGGUUUCCAAUUCUUGAGAGACUACCAAAACACCUUUGACGUCAUUAUCACAGACUCUUCCGAUCCAGAAGGUCCAGCUGCCUCUCUUUUCCAACAAUCCUACUUCGAAUUGUUGAGCAGUGCAUUGACUGAGAAGGGUGUCAUCUCCACUCAAGCUGAAAGUAUGUGGAUUCACUUGCCAAUUAUCAAAGACUUGAAGAAGGCCUGUAAGGAGGUUUUCCCAUCAGUCGGAUACGCCUUCACUACCAUUCCUACCUACCCAACUGGUCAAAUCGGGUUCAUGGUUUGCUCCAAGGACCCUAACGUUGACGUCACCAAGCCAUUAAGAUCCAUUUCCGACGAAGAAGAGGACUCAAGAUACCGUUACUACAACAAGAAGGUCCACGAAGCCGCUUUCGUGCUACCUACUUGGGUUGCAAAGGAAUUGGACCUGUGA
Kluyveromyces marxianus DMKU3-1042 is the source of this 882-nucleotide messenger RNA. It is a transcript of the gene SPE3, whose product is annotated as spermidine synthase. Gene Ontology annotation, cellular component: cytosol. NCBI's taxonomy places the organism in Eukaryota, Fungi, Ascomycota, Saccharomycetes, Saccharomycetales, Saccharomycetaceae. Bases 1 to 882 code for a protein of 293 amino acids. Gene Ontology annotation, molecular function: spermidine synthase activity. The record is from RefSeq and is a predicted model, not a curated record. The transcript has a single exon. Gene Ontology annotation, biological process: spermidine biosynthetic process.